AUGGAUCAAAGUAAUCGUCAAAGAAGAAAUGACUUAGAUAUAGAUAGUUUUCGAAGUGAAGAACCAGCUUUCGACAGAGCCCGAAUGCGAAGGCAGUCGGGUGGUUUCGUAGAUUUAGGCAAUGAAUCACAAUAUGGUACAGGUGGACAUCAAGCUUCAGGAGCUAAUGAAAUAUUUGCAGAUAUACAGGGUGAUGUACCUUGGUGGAAAUCAAACUUUUUUAUAUCACAACCAGUGCUGUUUGGUACAUGGGAUGGAGUGUUUACAUCAUGCUUAAUAAACAUCUUUGGUGUGAUAGUAUUUCUACGAUCAGGAUGGAUUGUAGGACAAGCUGGCUUGGUCAACGCAAUAUUUAUAGUACUAUUUACAGUUUUUGUAGCAUUAAUCUCAGUAUUAUCAGCCAUUGGAAUAUGUGAUAGAUGCAGAAUUGAAAGUGGAGGUGUAUAUUUUUUGAUAUCACAUACACUAGGAUCAAGACUUGGAGGUGCUCUUGGAAUGAUUUAUUGUUUUGGACAGGCUGUAGGUUGUGCCCUAAACGUGUUCGGUUUUGGUGAGUCCAUGGCAGGAUUUAUCAUUGAUGAUGGACAAAGUGAAAGCUUUAAAUGGACCUCCAGAGGUUUUGCUAUAGCUGCUGUUCUACUACUCGGCACUAUAAAUGUUGCUGGAGUGAAGUGGGUGGUCAAACUACAGUUUGCUCUUCUCAUGAUCAUAAUGUUAGCAGCACUUGACUUCUUUGUUGGUUCAUUCACAACCGUACCUAGUGACGAAAAAUUGCAAACAGAGUUCAAAGGGUGGCUUGGUGGUGUAAUAGCAAAUAACACAUGGCCUGCAUAUGUGGACAAUUACACUUGGUUCAGAUGCUUUGGAGUUUUCUUCCCCACAAUCACAGGCAUACUAGCGGGUAUCAAUAUGAGUGGAGAUUUAAAAAGUCCUUCAACUAAUAUACCUAAUGGUUCUUUGGCAGCCAUUGGCACCGGAACAUUCUUAUAUUUGAUGUUCAUCAUAACAUUAGCAGCAACAGUGACCAGAGAAGGUUUGCUCAAUAACUUUUCUAUAACAGCAGACAUAUCAGCUGUAACUGUCCUGCUGUUAGCGGGUUUAUAUGUUAGCUCUAUGAGUUCAUGUCUAGGAGCUAUGUAUGGUACGCCAAGAGUGUUACAGAGUAUUGCAAAAGAGAAAGUCAUACCUGGACUAGCAUUUCUCGGACACGGGAGAGGUCCAAACAAGGUACCGAUAUACUCGAUGGUUGUAGUGGCUGUAGUAACCGUCACUUUUAUCAUUAUUGGUGACAUCAAUCAACUCGCACCUAUUGUCACCAUGCCGUUUCUCAUUACUUACGCUAGCAUUGAUUAUUCCUACUUUGCUCUUGCUCAGACUUUUGAUUUGCAACAUAGACGCGAAAUGAGGUAUCAGGGUAGUUCACAGCGUGAUAGUACUCAGGUUUAUGGUGCCACAGGGAGUGAUCUAGAUCUUCUGUUUCCUGAAAGGAUCAGACAUAAAAAUGUUGGCGAAUUUACACCUUCGCCAACAGAUUCUGCUAUAAUGAAUGGACGGAUGUCUAACGGUGACGUUAGUUCUGUACGACGACCGAGUGUCAGUGUACAUUCGAAAAAUAAGAACUGGUACUCACCUCUAUGUAACAGAUGGCUCUCUUUAGUUGGUGUGGCAAUAAAAUUGUUACUUAUGUUCCUCGUUCACUGGGGUUACGCUCUCGGGUGCUUGACCAUUUUGUGGCUGGUUUGGCUGUAUAUUGGCGCGGCCAAUCCCGCGCUCAAGCCGGGGCGGGCUUCAGAAUUCCGAUUCUUCCAUUGGGUGAAAAUAUCUUUCCUGCAGAUGAUUGGAAAACGUCCCCUGGAAUACGAGCAGUUAGUUGUGACCCCAGUGCACGCAGACAUUUCUGUAGAACAAGAAAGACUAAACGAUGACAACGAAGAUUUUGCGUCCCGUCGGCGGUACCACCAGUCUACGGCGCUGCAAAGUCACCUUGUCAGUGUUGAUAGUUAA
This is a messenger RNA of Arctia plantaginis, 2004 nucleotides long. NCBI's taxonomy places the organism in Eukaryota, Metazoa, Arthropoda, Insecta, Lepidoptera, Erebidae. The record is from the annotation of a GenBank genome assembly.